CUCCUAGCUUCUUCUUCCUCCUCUAAUUUUUCGAUAAAAAAUUCUGGAAAAGAAUCACUGCGAUCUUCUUAAAAGUGAAACAAACCAUUUCAUUUCCUUUUUUUUCUGUGUGGGGUUUCGGCCAUUGUUGAAGAAGAUGCAGUGCCUCUCCUUCAAUCUCAAUUCAUCGGCCCAAUCGUUUCCCAGCUCGCCUCAGUCCCAAUUUCAAUCUCAAAUUCAUCAGAACGGUGUAAAUUCUUGCCCCCCAACACAUUCGCAGGGGAAUUCAACUGAAUGUGACGGAACACCCAGAUCCAGCACAACUCAGCUAUCACCCUCCUUCAAUAUCCGUGAAGAAUACAAUCGCGCAUUGCAGACCAAUUCUUGCAAUGAGAUUCGCUCUAGAAUUGGAGAUCAAGAGCACGUCGAUAACCAUCAGCUGAAUUUGUCGCAGGUACUGCACCCCGACAGAGAAUCCGUCCACCAAGCUCUUCGCCACAUCGAUCCCAAGGCUACCCUCACUCGCUUGGUUUCUACCUAUUUCGAUCACAGCGAAAACAUCUGCACUCUCUGCCUCGAACUCCACAAAUGCAUAUCUAAUGCCCGUUUCCUUUAUGGUCCCAUUACUGAGCUUCUUGAAGUGUUCCCUAAUGAACUAAGUUCCAUCAAUCACUCGCAGUGUGACUGGGCUUUCGAUAUUUUCCUCAAAUUCGAUAGCCUGGACAAUCCUUUUCCUUCACGGGAUUCUCAUAACUUCAACGAAAUGAGCCGCAGUUUCUCCCAGCUCAAGGAACAGCUUGAUCAGCGCCUCCACAAAUCCCAUUCUAGGGGUCGUAUCUUGGACCGCGCAAUGACUCGAUCAGCCAUUUGUCUCAUCGGCACUGUCGUUGGUAUCGCCGUUACAGCCGUGGUUAUCUCCACUCAUGCACUUGCUGCAAUUGUAGGCCUUUUCGCUACCCCGCUUUGUCCCAUUUAUGUUCCGAGUCAUGUCAAGAAGAAACACAUUGCUCAACUGAAAGCUGCUUACGGUGGGUCUUUUCACCAUAUCAAUGACCUUGACACCAUUGUCUGCCUUGUUGCCCGGUUACAUGAUUCGGUCGAGCGAGACAAGGACCUUAUGCGGAUCGGACUCGAGAGGGGUAGGGACAUAUACCCCAUAUAUCAAGUUGUGAAUCAUCUUCGCAAUAACCACGGUAAAAUUCUUGACCAGCUCAAAGAACUCGAGGAGCAUAUAUGCCUAUGCUUCAAUGUCAUCAAUAAAUUUCGAGGUAACCUGUUCAAGCAGAUUCAUCCUCAUCAAUCUACUGAUUCUUGAUACUCCUACUGUCGAUGUAAUUAUAGCCAUACAGUCGAUAUAACAUGCUCUGACUAUUGUACUCUAAUUCUACUGAUCCACAGGCUUGAGUGCUGAACUCCAUUUCUCCAUAGCCAUUUGC
Molecule: messenger RNA, 1415 nt
Organism: Hibiscus syriacus
Lineage: Eukaryota; Viridiplantae; Streptophyta; Magnoliopsida; Malvales; Malvaceae
Product: UPF0496 protein At3g19330-like
Exons: 2
Coding region: 137-1294 (385 amino acids)
Source: RefSeq, a predicted model, not a curated record